Molecule: messenger RNA, 1369 nt
Organism: Eufriesea mexicana
Lineage: Eukaryota; Metazoa; Arthropoda; Insecta; Hymenoptera; Apidae
Exons: 3
Coding region: 111-1343 (410 amino acids)
Cellular component (GO): nucleus
Source: RefSeq, a predicted model, not a curated record
UAAAAUAUGUAAAAUAAUAUUAAUUUUUCUGUGAAUGAACUAUAUUUAACAUAAGAUACAGUUUAUAAAGCAUUAUUGUGACAAAUAAUAGAAAUAACCUAACUAAUAAAAUGGCAUCAUCAUUAUCAGCGUAUUGGGUAAAAUUUUUUAAAGGAGCAGGAUUUCCUCAAGAUGUAGCCACGAAACAUGCAGUUGUGUUUUCUAAUAACCGUAUUAAACCAGACAUGUUACCUGAUUUAGAUAAACCUAGUCUCAAAGAAAUGGGAAUUACUUUAAUGGGAGAUAUGAUUGCUAUUUUAAGAUAUGCAAAAAAAGUAGUAGAAGAAACAACAUGUGAAAGGUUCUUAGUCGAUUCAGAAGAUAAUGUUCGUACAUCUAAACCAAUAGUUAAAAAAGUGGCAACCAAGGCAAUUAGCUCUACUUCUAAAGUAAUUACUCCUAAACUUAAAUCUGAUACGAUAAUUGCAAAAAAGAUUGUUAAAAUUCCAACAAGUUCAGUGAAAAAAUCUGUUAUUGCUAAGAAAUCAGUAUCAACAUCAGGUGAUAUAAUUACAGACCUUGCUAAUCAAAAGAAGCAAACCAUUCUCAAAAGAAAAUUAAAAGAAGAUAAUGAAUUUGAUAGUAAUAAUGAAGAUGAAUGGCAAGAAACACCUAAAAAGAUAAAGUCACCUGAUAAUAAAGAUGAUAAAGUAGGAUAUACUGUAAUACUUCCUAAAGGUUCUACAUCUAGAAGUCAACAAAUUCUUAAAAAGUCUGCAGAACAAAAGCGAACUGUAUUUGAUAGAUUAGGUGAUAGUUCCGUAACUAGUACAACAAAUCCUACAGAAACAUUACCAACAUUUAAUAUUACUGGAUUGGGAAAAGAUGUUCUUAAAAGAUCUGUAAGUGUUUUUAAUCGAUUAGGAGAUAAAGAUGCCAAAAAGGAUAAUAUCACAACUCAAGCAGGUAUAUUAAAAAAUGGAUCAAAUAAUACAGGAAUAUUAAAAACUAGAGGUCCAAUUACUAGAACUUCAAUUCUUACAACAAAUAAAAUUAUACCAAAAAAUAUGGGUACAAUGCGAGCUGAUCAAGAAGUAAGCAGAAAAGUUAUGUCAAACAAUGUUACACAAUUGGUGAAAACAACUAAAAGAAUUUCAUUUAAUAACAUACCUUCAAGAGAUAACAGAACGAUAAAAUCUAAUGUUACAUCUGGAAAAUUAGCUUCAGAAAGAUUGGCUUCAAUACCAGCCAAAGCACGUUUAGGACUAGUUAAAACAAAUGGUGCUAAACAAGUAACUUUUGAUAGAGUUACGACAGUAGCACACGUGAAGAAACCGGAUGUUUUUAGCCGCCUUGGAAUUUGAGUAAUCAUUUACAUUGUCUACUUCUC